Molecule: messenger RNA, 795 nt
Organism: Colletotrichum lupini
Lineage: Eukaryota; Fungi; Ascomycota; Sordariomycetes; Glomerellales; Glomerellaceae
Product: haloacid dehalogenase, type II
Exons: 1
Coding region: 1-795 (264 amino acids)
Source: RefSeq, a predicted model, not a curated record
AUGUCCACCUACUCAGACCUCACAAAAUUCAAAGCCCUCUCCUUUGACUGCUACGGCACCCUAAUCGACUGGGAAUCCGGUCUCCGCGCCGGUCUCGAACCCAUCAUCUCCCGUCUUCCUCCCCCCUCCUCCGCCAGCGACGCACCUCCCACAGAAGCAUCCCUCACAAAACGCUUCGACACCCUCUCCGCAGCCCUGCAAUCCUCCUCCCCGACCCUCCGCUACGACCUCAACCUCUCCUCCUCCUUCCGCGCCCUCGCAGCAGAACUCGGCGUCUCCGUGACGGACGAAGAAGCCACGGCCUUUGGCUCGCUCCCGGGGACCUGGGCCCCCUUCGAGGACACCAUCCCCGGACUGGAGAUCCUGAAGAGACGUUACAAACUCGUCAUCCUCUCCAACAUUGACGCCUCGAACAUCUCUCGCACCCUGAAACGCUUCUCGCCCGUGGCGUUUGACGCCGUGUAUACGGCGGAGCGAAUCGGGAGCUACAAACCCGCCGACGGCAACUUCUCCUACCUGUUUGAGCGUGUGAAGGAAGAGUUUGGGGUGGAGUGGGAUGACGAGGGGGGGGAGGGGCUGUUGCACGUUGCGCGCAGUUUGACUGCCGACCACGUCCCCGCGAAGAAGUUCGGGUUAAGAAGCGUUUGGAUCUCGAGGGGCGGCGAUGUCAAGGACGGGGAAGGGGUGGGAGGGGAUUGGGAGGAGACGAAGGGGGAUGUUGGGUUCGAGUGGCGGUUUGAUACUAUUGGGGAGUUUGCGAGGGAGGUGGAGAGGCAGUUUGGGGAGAAGAGGUGA